This is a messenger RNA of Anastrepha obliqua, 1456 nucleotides long. RefSeq names its product 39S ribosomal protein L38, mitochondrial (gene mRpL38). NCBI's taxonomy places the organism in Eukaryota, Metazoa, Arthropoda, Insecta, Diptera, Tephritidae. The transcript has 7 exons. Gene Ontology annotation, cellular component: mitochondrial large ribosomal subunit. Bases 56 to 1303 code for a protein of 415 amino acids. The record is from RefSeq and is a predicted model, not a curated record.
GAGUUCACUACAUUAGAAAUGUUAGGUUGUGUUUAUUGUAAAUCUGAGUGGUAAAAUGGCAUUAACUAAUUUAUUAGGGAAAAACAGUAUAGGCGCCCUUAUCGGCAAUAACAAUCCUUUGUUGGUUUCUGUGCGACUGGGACAUAGAAUACGCGGCAAACGGCCAGGUGUCGCAAAGUCUUUAGAGCAACGCUUGCAGGAGGAAAAUGCCAAAGAUCCUGAAUUAACUGCACGCGUAAACAUUGGCUUUCCACAUUUAAAGCCCUCGCGUUCCGAACAACUGAAGCAACGUUUGGCGCACUUGAAAGCACAACGUUCUAACGCACAAGUGGAGAAGUUGGCCCGUGCUAACAAAUUGCUUAUUGAUCUGGAUGCAGUGCAGUCGGAAUAUAGGGCAACAACUGGCCAAUAUGAUUUGCGUGUAAUUGCCGACCAUUAUGGUAUUUUUGAUGACUUAUUUGGUCUGGCAUACUUUGUGCCGCGUAUUGCGUUGAACGUGCAGUACCAACUGGAUGAUAAUACGUUCAGCCCAGUUUACAAUGGUAACGUUAUAAAGCCAGCAGAAGCGCUUAAUGCGCCCGAGGUUAUUUUUGAUGGCACGAUCGAUCCAAUAACCGGAAAGAAAUCUGAUGGGGAAUCCUUCUGGACGCUUAUUGCUACUAAUCCAGAUGCCCACUUCACCGACAGUUCGUCCGAAUAUGUGCACUGGUUUAUCUCAAAUAUUCCAAAUGGCGACGUUAAGCAGGGAGAAGUAAUGGUAGAGUACUUACCACCUUUUCCGCCAAAAGGCGUUGGCUACCAACGCAUAGUCUUUGUGCUAUACAAACAAGUUGGCAAACUAGAUUUCAGUAAAUAUAAGCUGCCAUCGAGCGAGAAAAAUAAUUUAGAAAAACGUACCUUUAAGACACUCGAUUUCUAUCGUGAACAACAGGAUAAUAUAACACCGGCAGGACUUGCCUUUUUCCAAAGUGAUUGGGACAGUUCUCUUGCUAAGUUCUAUCACAAUGUUCUAAAUAUGAAGGAACCAAUUUUUGAAUACGACUUCCCCAAACCAUACGUUGCCGAUCAGAAAUUCUUCCCAUUGAAGCAAGCGUUUAACCUGUAUUUGGAUCGUUAUCGUGACCCCAAAGAAAUCAAUAAAGAAUUUUUGGAACGUAAAUUAGCGAAAACACACCCAUUUGAAGGUCCGGAAAAACCAUUACGUUUCCCAAAUGCGCAUCCUAUACGUGGCGUGCCGUCAUGGUUAAAAACCGAAAUACGCAAACGCCGGCUCGGCAUUGGCCGUAUUAAUGAUUAUAAAUAAUCGUUCAUCUCUAAUUGGUGCAUGAUAAAGAAAUGAUGUAUCAAAUUAUGCGGCUUUACCAAAUUUGUAGAACUAUAGUAAAGAAAUGCAAAAUAUAGGAAAAAGUUAUAAAAUAUAUGCGCUGAAAUCUACAUUUUACGCAACAUAAAACUA